This is a messenger RNA of Rhipicephalus microplus (southern cattle tick), 432 nucleotides long. Its product is annotated as E3 ubiquitin-protein ligase CCNB1IP1. Lineage: Eukaryota; Metazoa; Arthropoda; Arachnida; Ixodida; Ixodidae. Gene Ontology annotation, molecular function: ubiquitin protein ligase activity. Gene Ontology annotation, biological process: reciprocal meiotic recombination. Gene Ontology annotation, cellular component: synaptonemal complex. The record is from RefSeq and is a predicted model, not a curated record.
UACGCGGCUGAUCGCAUGGCGAAUGUGCUGACAUGUAACCUGGCCAAAUGCCGGAAGAAACUGACCACCAUUGCUUGGGUCACCUCCUGCUCUCAUGUGUUUUGUGAGGAAGACGCUACGCGGGAGCUGGCCGAUCGCCCCGUAUGCCCGGCGUGCGGUGUUCAACUGCCAGGAAAGUUCGACCUGGUGCGCGUUGAAGUCGACCCUCCAGAGCACUUUCGAACGAUGGUGCUGGCCGGCUACAGCCCGGAGAUCAUCAUGGAGGCGUGCACGCGUGCCCUGGCUUUCUGGUCGUUCCAAAUGGCUCACCAGAGUUCUUGCCUGGAGACCUCUGUAGAACGCAGCCGCCAGAGGGCAGCACAGCUGGAACAGGCUGUCGAGAGGACCACCAGGGAGUGCAGAGCCCUGAAGGAACACUUGCAGGGUAAGUGA